UGAGUGAACGAGGGAGAGGGAGAGCGAGGCGAAGGAUCCGCGGAUGCGGCGGGGUGUCUGCGCCCGUGCGUGAAUCACGCUUCAGAAACGCUCUCGCUCACGCUCUCUCUCUCUCUCUCUCUUCGCUCGCUCGCCGUCGCCGCCGUCGUCGUCGUCGUCCCCGAGUGCGCCCCGCGACAUUGACCCGCGUAUCGUGUUGUGUCGUGUCGUGUCGCCGCCGGACGCCACUAUCGACGGACAGCCAGCAGCAGCAGCAGCGGCCACCCCGAUCGAGCGCGAGGGAAGGACGGCGGCGUCUCGCGGCGCCGAUCGAGGAGAGCGGCACCCACGAGGAGGCCACCGGAGUCGCCCGCGAUCCUCGCUCCGAACCCCCCCGAUCGCCAUGGCUCGUCCCGCAACCGGUACCCGGUGUUCUGUGACGGAGGGUGUCCUCGCGGCGCGGUGAGAGAGGACCUCCAGCCUGCGACUCUCUCUGCCUGCCGGGUGCGCUUCCCCAGGAAGCUCGCUGUUGUCGCCGGGACCCGGCCAGCGACGUCGCCGUCGUCGCCGUCGCCGUCGCCGUCGUCGCCGUCGUCGACGCUGACGUUGACGCGGGGCCGGAGGUAUCUCCCGUCUUCGAGGUGGUGCCGCGAGUGAAAGUCGCGGGAGAAACGGCGAGGCGCGAUAAGUAUAUAUAGAGACGUGCACGCGUUGACGAGACGCGGCUUGGAGUAAAGGCGCAGAGACGCAGCAACGGAGGAUAGACUGGCAACAAAGGACCAGAAGCGGAUACAACAUGUCAGAUGAGGAAGACAAACCCCCCGCACCCCCUGUUCGAUUGACAUCAAACAGAGAGGCACUGAGCUAUGGGCCGCUAAAAAUAAUAUCCCUCGGUGGCUUUCUGUUGUGGGAGAGACCAUCAUUAAAGAUGUCUAGACGUAAUCCCGGCGUUGCCCUGACAGAUUUGAGAGACCGGCGUGCUGUCAGGACGUCUAAAUAUAUCUACGUGUAGUCCGAGUUUCAUGUGCGCUCCGUGAUGGCAGCGAAAGUAUCCUUGACCCUUAACAGAAUAGGGGGAAUCAGCGCCUAAUCUACCGGUGGACAUGCGUCCGCUGCCUAAGGAGCCGGAUUCCGACGAACGCAAGAAGAAGACCCUCAAGAGUAAGAUGAAGGUGAAGGAGAACAAGGACAAGCCCAACAUCAGCUACCCCACGAACUUCGAGCACACCGUGCACGUCGGGUUCGAUGCCGUGACCGGUGAAUUCACGCUGCCACUGAAAGGUAUGCCGGAGGCGUGGGCGAGAUUACUUAUGUCCAGCAAUAUUAGCAAGCAGGAACAGAAGAAAAAUCCGCAAGCUGUGUUGGAUGUACUGAAUUGGUACGACAGUAGCAGUAAGGAAGCAAAAGGCUCUAAGUACAUGACCACAACCAAGAUGGUUGGAGUCGUCGCUCCGAUCGAAAGGGCGAGUAGUCCGCGAAGCAUAGGAAUGAGCAUCGGCACGGGAGUGGGAAACAUUCGCGGCCAGGCGAUGUCCCAGGCAUCCGGCAGCUCUCAUUCCCAGCAUUCGUUGAGCAGAGUGAGCAGCAGUAGCCCGAGUAGCACGCCGACGGACGCGUGUGCGACCAGCUCGGAGCAGGAAGACGAGCCGCCACCUCCGCCGAUCUCCGCCCGACCGGAACGCACGAAAUCGAUCUACACAAAGCCCAUAGAAGAGGAACCACCGCCUCCCCUGACGACCACGCUGGGCUCGCCACAACGAAAUGGCAUGCAGCAACAGCAGCACCAGUCGCAGUUGGAUAGAAAUAAGAAUCAAGCAACGCCGACGUCAACAACGACCGAUCAGACGCGACCGGCGCAAGGCGAUAAGGCCAGAAAGAAGAAGAUGUCGGACGAUGAGAUCUUAGAGAAGCUUAGAACAAUCGUGAGCGUGGGAGAUCCUAAUAGAAAAUAUACGAAAAUGGAGAAGAUAGGGCAGGGGGCCUCGGGGACAGUGUAUACAGCAAUAGAAACGUCCACUGGCAUGGAAGUUGCAAUAAAACAAAUGAAUCUGUCGCAACAGCCAAAGAAAGAGCUUAUAAUAAACGAGAUUCUGGUGAUGCGGGAGAACAAGCAUCCGAACGUUGUAAAUUACUUGGAUAGUUAUUUAGUUGGGGAAGAACUGUGGGUAGUCAUGGAAUAUUUGCCAGGUGGCAGUUUAACGGAUGUUGUGACUGAGACUUGUAUGGACGAAGGUCAGAUCGCCGCUGUGUGCAGAGAAGUGCUGCAGGCGCUCGAGUUCCUUCACUGUAAUCAAGUUAUACACAGGGACAUCAAGUCCGACAAUAUUUUGUUGGGUCUCGACGGCGGGGUGAAGUUGACGGAUUUUGGCUUUUGCGCGCAAAUCUCGCCGGAACAGAGCAAGCGAACGACGAUGGUCGGCACGCCGUAUUGGAUGGCGCCGGAAGUGGUAACGCGAAAGCAAUACGGACCUAAGGUUGAUAUAUGGUCGUUGGGAAUAAUGGCAAUCGAGAUGAUCGAAGGGGAGCCACCGUAUUUGAAUGAAAAUCCGCUCAGAGCAUUGUACUUGAUUGCGACGAACGGCAAACCGGAGAUCAAGGAGAAGGACAAGCUGUCGGGUAUAUUCCAAGACUUCCUGGACCAGUGUUUAGAGGUCGAGGUGGAAAAACGGUCCGCGGCUUCCGAGCUAUUAAAGCAUCCCUUUCUGAAAUUAGCUAGGCCACUGGCUUCGUUAACACCUUUGAUAAUGGCAGCGAAGGAAGCUGCCAAAGGUCAUUAAGAGACAGUGGCAGUUAGAUUGUAGAUUCGUAAGACGCGACUCCAAGAGUUCGGUUAUGCGAAAUAAAAAGAAGGAAAUAAUGAAUCACCCUCCCAAAACGGAAACGGCACAAUAAUUCAAUAAUAUAUAAUAAAUAAUGAAUAUAAACGUAUAUAUAUAUAAAUAUAUAUAU
Messenger RNA from Vollenhovia emeryi, 2928 nucleotides. It is a transcript of the gene Pak, whose product is annotated as serine/threonine-protein kinase PAK 3. Lineage: Eukaryota; Metazoa; Arthropoda; Insecta; Hymenoptera; Formicidae. Bases 1083 to 2756 code for a protein of 557 amino acids. Gene Ontology annotation, biological process: regulation of axonogenesis; intracellular signal transduction; regulation of MAPK cascade. Gene Ontology annotation, cellular component: cytoplasm. The record is from RefSeq and is a predicted model, not a curated record. The transcript is spliced from 11 exons. Gene Ontology annotation, molecular function: ATP binding; protein serine/threonine kinase activity.